Lolium perenne is the source of this 773-nucleotide messenger RNA. RefSeq lists its product as uncharacterized. Gene Ontology annotation, molecular function: ribosomal small subunit binding. Lineage: Eukaryota; Viridiplantae; Streptophyta; Magnoliopsida; Poales; Poaceae. Gene Ontology annotation, biological process: ribosome biogenesis; rRNA processing. The record is from RefSeq and is a predicted model, not a curated record.
CUACGUGUCAGCGUGGCACUCUUACGCAACCCUCCUCUCCUCAUUUCCACUCCCAAAAAAAUCCCCUCUCGGUUAAGGUUUCCGGCUGCCGCCGACGAGCGCCGGCGUAGUCAAUUCCCUUCGUCCGGUUUGAGCCGGUGUCUUCGCAGCCGCCGGGGCACCCGGCUACCUUUGGCGGCUGCCGUCGGCAGCGCUGUCUCUGCGGGUGGUGAGGUGAAGGAGCAGCGGGUGCGGAUGGUGGUGAAGCAGAUCCAACGGGAGCUCGACGACAUGCUCACCCGCGACCCUGUCAUGCAGCGCGCCGUCCUCCCCGAGGACUCCCUCUUCGCCGACCGCUACCUCUCCUCCCUCAGCGCCAUCGCCGAGGUGGAGCUCUCCAACAACUUCCAGGUUACAACUGGAGAUCAUGCUGGUGGAGUUGCAAUCUUUAUGGAGUUGCACUAUCCUAAAAUAGUACUGGAAACUUGUAGCCUGGAGUUGCAAUUGAAGAGCUUAAAGGGAGAAGGUGGAUUUUGCACCACACCACGGUGGCAAGUUGAUGACGGGCCACGAGAUGGUGCUGGUCCUGGCUCAAUGGCGAUAGAGGUGGCAAGAGGUGCCUGGCAGGAACACGCCAAGUUGUUUUCUUGUUCAUCUGGCAGAUCUUGCCUCUGUCUUUCCAAGAGCACUAGUUGAAUCUUUCAGAAAAAUUGUACUUACCUAUUCAGACUGCGUCCAGCGAGCUUGUAGUGAUGUGGUUUAAUCAAUAAAGUGACUGUUCUCUCUAAACAAAA